AUGCUGUUGCUUUUGCUCCUUGAGCUCUGCCAAGCGAAUCCGCCGGGAACAAAGAGAGACAAUGAGGGUCCUGCUGAUGUGUGCAUAUCGACUGUUUGUCAUCCUCAUUCCUCCUGUUACGUUUAUUGGUUCGUAAUCCAUAACCACGAUGAGUUUUAUAGAGAUUUCUGUAUUUGUGACUUGGGAUGGAAACUCCAAGUGACUGCGCAGGGAGUGUUUUCCUGCGUCAAUAUUGAUGAAUGCGCUGAAGGUACCCAUGACUGCCACUGUGGAAGCACAUGCGUGGACGAAGAAGGGACAUACUCGUGUCAAUGCGAACCGGGUUAUGUUUACGCUAAUGUAGAAACAGAAAGAGAAGAGCAACAAUGCAUCGAUAUUGAUGAAUGUACUCUCGAAACAGAUGAAUGUGACGUGAAUUCUGUGUGCUCCAAUACAAUAGGUAGUUACACAUGUGAGUGUAAUCUUGGAUGGAUCACGAUUGACGGCUUGAAUUGCGAGGAUAUUAACGAGUGCACCUCACUUGAUCUUCCGCAUAAUUGUCAUGCUGAUGCGAUCUGUACGAACACCCCGGGAAGUUUUUCGUGCUCUUGUAAAGAAGGCUAUGAAGGUGAUGGCGUUACUGAUUGUGCAAAUAUCAAUGAGUGUGUGGUCGACGCUCCUUGCAGCAAACAGGCGGACUGUACUGACAAUCCCGGAUCAUACGACUGUGAAUGCUGGGAUGGAUUCAACGACGUCAACGGAGAUGGAUUGAUUUGCAAUGACACCGACGAGUGUGCCAUCAAUGACUUUGAUUGUCCAACACAUGCUUCAUGCAGCAACACGUUUGGAGCCUACGAAUGUUUUUGUAAUAUUGGAUACGAAUUCAACAUAGCAGGAGAUGACUGUAUCAACAUCGACGAAUGCGCUCGAUCUUUGGAUGACUGUCACAUAGACGCAACCUGUUCCGACAACGCUGGAAAUAAUGCCAAUGCGGCAAGGGGAACUGACUGUGUAGAUUUUGAUGAGUGUAGCAUGGCCAGAACGAAUGCAUUUAAUUGUAGUGAGAACGCUGCUUGUGUCAACACUUUUGGCAGCUACACUUGCGAGUGUAAUCUUGGUUUCGAAAUGUCUGCAGACAAUUACAACUGUUUAAAUAUCAAUGAGUGCGAACUUGGUGUUUCCAUCCAUCAAUGUGAUGUCAACGCUAUCUGUACAGACUUGAUUCCCCUAUGGAGCUGCACUUGCAAUAUUGGAUUCAGAGGAAAUGGAACUGUCGGCCAGUGCGUCAACAUUGAUGAGUGUUCCGAAAACUCCCAUAGUUGCUCAAGUAAUGCGAGCUGCGAAGACUCGAUCGGAUCGUUUUCUUGCCAAUGUAAUACUGGCUACACUGAUGAUGUCAGCUCGCCGGAAGCUGGAUGGGUUUGCGUUGAUGUCGAUGAAUGCGCUGCUCCGGAAAACACAAUUUGCGAUUAUGACAAUUGGGCCUUCUGCUUUAAUACUGAUGGAUCUUACGAAUGCCAUUGUCCCGGAGGAAAUCCUAGCGGAAUGUUCGGAGGCGGUGUUCCAGAAGAUCCUUGCUAUUGUGGUGUAAACGAAGAGUAUUCAUUGUGCUCAGAGAGCUGUCACCCUCUUUGCCAAGAUGACGUGCCGCUUUGCGAAAACGCCUGUGUUCCUGGUUGCAAUUGUCUCGAAGGUUUUGUCCGAAGUUCAGAAUCAGCCAAUGCCGAAUGUGUCAGAUCAGAAACUUGUCACGAUUUCAAUGUUGCCGAAUGUAAAGAAAACGAAAUUCCAACGAAAUGCUACAACGAUGGUUUUGAGACUUGCGAAUCUGUCAGACUUGGUGAAUUACGAAUGCAGAAUAGCGAAUGGUGUUCUGGAGGUUGUGUCUGCGAAGAAAACUUUGUCCGAUUGAAUGCAGAUUUACAGAGUCCUUGUGUUCCGCGACAGGAUUGCUUUGACGUGUACACAACUUGGGAGAAAGCGGAUCUUGUCUAUAUUUUUGAAAAAACAGCACCGAGCUUUGACUUUGAAAAUCCCUAUACUUGGCGAGAUCUGAUGUUCAGGUUAAGAAAUGAUGAGCAUUUUUCUCACAUCGGGGUCAUCGAAAUACGCCAAAAGGAAAUCUCCUAUUUCGAUGAAAAGCAUAAUUUUAUUGUGAAAGAAAUAUACAUCGCGCAGCUUCAUAUUGUGGCUCCAACAAUAAGAUCUUUGAUGUUCAGCUUCUUUUCUGCCGCUGAAGAGGCCGGAAUAAGCGGCUACGACUUUGCAAUGGACUGGGAUCGGGACUUCGAAGAAAUCAUUGAAGAAAAUGAUUUUGAGUUGCCAUGCUACAAUCGGGAAUGUCUGAUUGAAACUCUCGCUUGUCAUCCAGAAUUCGAAGAGGUUGGUUGUCCAGAUGACGUUGGACCCACGUGCAACGAUACAUACACUGAGAUUUUAGACGAGCAAAUAAACACAUGGAAUGAAUUUUCCGGAGGAGCAAGAAUUUCUCAGGACUGUGCAGAUAAAGACCUCCAGUGCGUCUGUAAAGACGGUUUUUAUAGGGAAAACGAUGACCCAUUUUCACGAUGCGUCCCGCUUUCCAGUUGCAUGGGCGGCUGUCCUCGCCACGCCCGAUUCAUUGACAAGAUGGAUUACUGUGUUCCGACAUGUGAUGAUCCAGAUGGAUCCAAAUGCGUUGCUCAAGCUACUCAAUUGAUCUCAAAUUUCGAGCAGAUUUCUGAUCAACUGAUGAUUCCUGGCUGCGUCUGUCGAUCUGGAUAUCUUAAAAAAGAUCGAAACCCGUUCGCAGAGUGCAUUGAAGAAAAAGAAUGUAUUCGAGUCGAGCCAGAAUGCGGCGAGAACUCUUCAUGGAGCUGGGAAGCCCCAGGCUGUUUCAAGAGCUGUAAGCAUCCAUACGAACUCGAAUUGGACUUGCCUUGUCAUUCGAGGACAUUGGAAAUGUGCGUCUGUGAUGAUGGAUACGUCAAAGAAACCAGAAAGAAGGAAUCUGCGUGUAUUCCGAUAGAAGAAUGUUUCCAUUGCAAAGAAACAGAGGUUUUCAAGACUUGCAAGGACACCUGCUUUCACGAUUGCCACACAACGGCUUUCAAUAAUUUCGAGAGUAAGAUUUGCAUCGAAGAUGACAAGUGCAAACCAGGCUGCCAGUGUGCUCUCGGCUACAUCUACCGCUCGGGCAAAACAGUUGUCGACGGCAACGGUGGCGAAUGCAUUCCUAUCAAUGAAUGUCCCCUUCCUAAAACGGCAACUCUUGAUUUCAUCAGUCAGGAAAACGAUCUUCCUGAUUAUGUCGACUUGGAGAAUCCGUCGUCUUGGGCCGGAUUUUUAGAUCGAUUCGAUAUUGAAGAAGAGCUAGAAAUUCUUAAUAUGAAGGAAGUUCAGGCUGCAUCGGGAUUGAGCCUUGAAAACUACGGCCGAUUUAUAUUGGCAACUGAGAAUGAAUUCAUGCGAUCUGUCACCUACAUGAUCGUCGUCCAGGCUAUCGUGAGAACCGAAAAUGACAAAAUUGAUCCAAUUGCAAGCAAAAUUGCAAUUAUUGAGUCCAAAUUAGAAGCGUACGGUGGUGCUACUGGCUCUCAAAUAAUUAAGUCAUCCGACAGUGGAUUCGACGAGCUCAUUGAAGCGCUCAAAGUCACUGUUCCGCCUGCACCAGCGCCGACAGCGCCGCCAAUGCCAGCGCGGUGCACUGGUAAUCAGACUUAUGACGAGAACCUUGAAGGCGACUUUAUCUGGCCAGGAAUGUACAUAAAUCGGGUGAAUAGAGGCCGGGGGAAUUCUACUCAUCAAUAUUGGCAUCCGUCUUUCAAUGGAGAGGUCUAUCACGACGAAGGCGACCAGUUAAGAAUGGCAUGUAAAAAGGGAUAUAGAAACUCGAUAGGAAAGCCGUUUGUUGGAGCGAAAUGUGUUUGUGCUGUUAAUCGCUGCGAUUGGGUUCUUGCCAGACCGACACGAUGUAUUCCGAGCAGGGCGGUAUAA
Molecule: messenger RNA, 3954 nt
Organism: Oikopleura dioica
Lineage: Eukaryota; Metazoa; Chordata; Appendicularia; Copelata; Oikopleuridae
Source: the annotation of a GenBank genome assembly